Messenger RNA from Oppia nitens, 1813 nucleotides. RefSeq lists its product as uncharacterized. The transcript is spliced from 6 exons. NCBI's taxonomy places the organism in Eukaryota, Metazoa, Arthropoda, Arachnida, Sarcoptiformes, Oppiidae. The record is from RefSeq and is a predicted model, not a curated record. Gene Ontology annotation, molecular function: chitin binding. Gene Ontology annotation, cellular component: extracellular region. The coding region runs from base 234 to 1721 and encodes 495 amino acids.
UUACUUCAAUGCGAGUCCUUUCUUCGUCUGGUUCUUAACUGCUGUUGUGAUAUAGGAGUCCAACUAUUUUCGGUAUAACAGUGAUAGUGAUAGUUAUAGAGCAGACCAUUCAAUAUAUAACAGUGCAAUCAGGAAGUGCUGACUGACUUUCCUCUACAUAUUUUUUGGUCAAACUAUUUGGUCACUUCAAUAGCUAUUCAACCGGAUAUCAACUAAUUAUACGUCUUUUAACAAUGAAGUUAACUCUAUUGUCGACACUCGCCAUACUAUUUGGAGUACAAAUUUGCCAAAUUUCCGCAAAUCAAAGGAACAAACGGCAAACCUCUACCACAGCUACUAAUUAUGAAUUUCCUGGAAUUAGAAAAGCCCAGUACGAGGAACUCAUUGAACAGUACGAUCCAGUGGCCAGAGUGGCCGCUGCACAGACAUAUAGCCCAUCUAUAAGUGAUCCACAAGACUAUUCAGGACAGUACUCGCCAUCGUCUUCAUAUAGAUCUACUUCUGGAUCAGCUGCUCCCACACGAUCGAGAGCACCUGUGUACCGAAGCAGUUCCAGUGAUUCCAACAACAAAGACGAUGACGAAGCCAAGCGUUUGGCUGAAGAAGAAGAAGAUAAAAAGCCCGACAAACUGGCACUACUUCUUCAGGACUCCAAGUUCUCGUGCGGCGACAAAAAGGAUGGCUAUUAUGCCGAUGAAAGUGUUGGGUGUCAAGUAUUUCAUUACUGUGUCGGCGGUGCUAAGCAUAGUUGGAUGUGUCCGGAAAAUACCGUCUUUCAUCAAAUUCACUUAAAUUGUGUGCCCGCGGCUCAAGAUAUUUGCACCCAAUCAUCUAAAUAUCAUGUCGUCAAUGAUUAUCUUUACAAACCAUUAGAGCAAAGAGGACCUAAUAAUACACUUCGUUAUCAUCAACGCUAUUAUCCGGAAGGCUUUGAUUUUGGUGGCGAUGUUUUGUCACAAGUAUUGCCUCCAAGUCAACCCCAACGACCGGCUGCUUCUCCGUAUAAUUAUAGAGACGAUGACGACUCAUAUGAGCCCCGAGGAAAUACUAGAUCUCAAUCCGAUUCCUAUCCAUCUUCCUAUCAGUCAUAUCCAGCAUCAGCACCAGCCAGAGCUGCUCAGCCAGUCUCACGUCCGGUCUAUAAACAACAAGCAGUGGCCAGAGCACCGGCAUCACCACAGACCUAUAGUUCACCCUCUUAUUCAACAAUAUCUCAGCCAAAACCCACAGCCAGACCAUCAACUUAUUCAACUCCCAGUCUAUAUUCAUCGUCUUUCUCUUCUGAUUCAGACUCUGAUAGUUAUGAUAGCUAUCCUUCAUCUGGCAGUAGCUUUACUUCCAGAGACACUUCAGGAGAUUACACACCAUCAGGAAAUAGCUAUUCAUCUCCAACAUCGAGCUACCCGUCCUCACAAUAUGCAGGUUCACUAUCGAGCUCGAGCUACCCAUCAUCCGCAUCAUCGUCUGGUGGAUCAUCAGCCACCCUAUCCUCAUACAGACCGGUUCAGUCGGCGGCAAAACCAGUGUCAUAUCCCAGCCGUUCGCUUGGAAUUCCUAUCGCUAGCUUCAGAGUUGCCGCAGCGUCCGCUCCGUCAUCUAAUUAUGGCUCAUCAGCUCAGGCCAGUCGUGUAAGAUCCGCAGCUUACGCACCGACAGGAUUUUCGUUGGGAACAUUCAACUCUGAAAUGGCCAGUGGUGUCAAAUAUGAUGAGGACUAUUAGAUAGGAUAUACCAUUUUUUUAAAUAAAUUAUAUAAUCAGCUAUUUUUAUGUAUCAUUUGUUACAUUAUUAUUAUAUUAAAACAUUUUUUAAU